AUGGAUCUCAUUUGGAUCCAACUGCUGCUGCUGGCCUCUUGUGCAUCCCCUGGCCACAGCCUGUCAGAGGAGUACACCAGCGUCUCCAGGUUCAACUUCUCCCCACCCCUGCGCAUCCCAGAGGAGCACAACCUGCUUGUCCUGAGCACCAUGAGCCUGCCCGUGAUGCUGAACCAGACCCGCUUCCUCUUGGUGCUCUUCCACAACCCAUCCUCAAAGCAAUCCAGGAACCUGGCUGAGGAGCUGGGAGAAGCUGUGGAGAUCAUGGGCAAGGGCAAGAAUGGUCUUGGCUUUGGCAAAGUAGACAUCACGGUGGAGAAGGAGCUUCAACAGGAGUUUGGCGUGAAGAAGGCCCCGGAGUUGAAGCUAUUCUUUGAGGGCAAUAGGUCCGAGCCCAUCAGCUGCAAAGGAGUGGUGGAAUCGACAGCCUUGGUAGUUUGGUUGAGAAGACAAAUUAGCCAGAAAGCGUUUUUGUUCAACACCAGCAGUGAUCUGGCAGAUUUUGUGACCAUCAGACCCUUGGUCAUCGUUGGAUUUUUCCAGGACUUAGAAGAAGAGGUUGCAGAAUUAUUCUAUGAUACGAUCAAAGACUUCCCAGAGCUGACAUUUGCAGUGAUGGCUAUCAAAAACACCCGUGGACGUUUCAGCGUCAUCCUGGACAGUGUCCUUGUGUUCAAGAAGGGAAAAAUUGUCAAUCGUCAAGAGCUCAUUAAUGAGAAUACCAACAAACAGGACCUCCAUCAAGUCAUAAAACAGCACCUUACAGAUUUUGUGAUUGAAUUCAACACAGAGAACAAGGAUCUGAUUUAUGAAAUGCGCGUCUUUAGUCACAUGCUGCUCUUUAUCUCCAAAACCUCGGAGCCGUACGGUGUCAUCAUCCAGCAUUAUAAAAUGGCAUCGAAGGAGUUCCAGAACAAGAUCCUUUUCAUCCUUGUGGACGCAGACCAACCCAAAAACAAACGUGUCUUGGAUUACUUCCGGAUCACGGAGGUCACUUUACCAUCUGUCCAAAUCCUAAACUUAAGCUCCGAUGCCAGGUACAAAAUGCCUUCAGAUGAGAUAAACUAUGAAAACCUCAGGAGAUUCGGCCGCAGCUUCCUCAGUAAAAGUGCCAAGGAACAUCAGUCCAGUGAAGAGAUUCCGAAUUAUUGGGACCAGGGUCCAGUUAAGCAGCUCGUGGGGAAGAACUUCAAUGUGGUUGUCUUUGACAAGGAAAGGGAUGUAUUUGUGAUGUUCUAUGCACCGUGGUCUGAGAAGUGCCAAGCCCUCUUCCCCGUGCUGGAGGAGCUGGGAAGAAAGUAUCAAAACCACUCCACGGUCACCAUCGCCAAGAUCAACAUCAUGGCAAAUGACAUCCAGCUGACCCACCUGGAGCGGUACCCAUUCUUCAGACUCUUCCCCACCGACUCUCAACAGGCUGUGCUGUAUAAGGGAGAGCAUACCAUGAAGGGCUUCUCCGACUUUCUGGAAAGCCAAAUCAAGAUUAGGAUUGAGGAUGAGAAUGAGCUAUUGUCUAUUGAACCAAAUGAAGUGGUAGAGGAGGAGGGAGUAGCCGAGGAAAAAGAAGUACCUUUUAUGGAGAAAGAGUCACCUGAGCCGCAGGUGCCCGAGAAGCCGAAUGCGACCACACUGGAAGAGCCAGUGGGGCAGAAGAUGACAGCUAAGAAAGAGGAGGUGGUCACGAAGCCAAAAGGAUCUCUGACACCAGAGAAGAAACUAACACUCAAGGAGGAACUUUAG
Molecule: messenger RNA, 1740 nt
Organism: Marmota flaviventris (yellow-bellied marmot)
Lineage: Eukaryota; Metazoa; Chordata; Mammalia; Rodentia; Sciuridae
Gene: Pdilt
Product: protein disulfide isomerase like, testis expressed
Biological process (GO): protein folding
Cellular component (GO): endoplasmic reticulum
Source: RefSeq, a predicted model, not a curated record